GUACAAUUUGCCGGCAACACCUUGGCUAAACACGAACCUAGUGUCAAGUACUACAAAUUAACUUGUAAUAAUAAUUUAAAAAAAAAAAAAGCAGAAAAUAAAAGCUAGAGCUACUAUAAAUACAGUGUUGCAGGGCUCUGUGUAACUCAUCAGUUCUCAAAGCUUGCAAAGCAUAGUCCCGUUGGCAAUUAAAAGUGAGAGUUGAAUACUUGUUUGCGUUUUCCUAAAAGAUGGCGGAUCAUCUUCGUUCUAGUGAGCAGCAAGAAGCUGAUGCUGCAGCCUCCAAAGGCUGUGGGAUGUUUGACUUUCUCAAGAAGAAACCCGAAGAUGCACACUCUUCCGAGAAUGCAGGUGUGAUCAAGGAAAAAAAGGAAGAGGAGAAGCCUUCUCUCGCUGAAAGACUCCACCUUUCCGACAGCUCUUCAAGUGAUGAGGAAGCGGGUGAAAAUGGGGGAAAGAAAGAGAAGAAGAAGAAGAAGAAGGAAGAUGCUGCAGAUCAAUGUGAAACAGAGGAGAAGAAAGGCAUCAUGGAGAAGAUCAAGGAGAAGCUUCCUGCAGGUAUAGGUCACCCUGACCAAGCCAAGCCUGAACAUGAGGAUGGGAAGGAGAAAGGGUUUAUGGAGAAGGUGAAGGAUAAGCUUCCCGGAGGUGACCAUGGGAAGCCUGAACUUGAACCUCAUCAUGACAACGCCAAGGAGAAAGGGUUUAUGGACAAGAUCAAAGAGAAGCUUCCUGGUCAUAACAAUGAUGAGAAAAAGAAGGAAACCUAGUUAUAAUAAUUUCCUUUUUUUUUUUUUUUUUUUUUGUACUUUGGUUUUCACCACUUGCUUUUUCAUCUUCUUGUAUUAUUGUCUACCUCGUCGUAUUAGUGAAAUGCCAGCUUUCUA
Molecule: messenger RNA, 887 nt
Organism: Camelina sativa (false flax)
Lineage: Eukaryota; Viridiplantae; Streptophyta; Magnoliopsida; Brassicales; Brassicaceae
Biological process (GO): response to water deprivation; cold acclimation; response to abscisic acid
Cellular component (GO): membrane; cytosol
Source: RefSeq, a predicted model, not a curated record